Messenger RNA from Apaloderma vittatum (bar-tailed trogon), 873 nucleotides. Its product is annotated as kelch-like protein 10. The record is from RefSeq and is a predicted model, not a curated record. The annotation marks the transcript as partial. Lineage: Eukaryota; Metazoa; Chordata; Aves; Trogoniformes; Trogonidae. Gene Ontology annotation, molecular function: protein binding. The transcript has 4 exons.
GUGUGACUGGCACUAAUGCCAUCAGAAUACUUCCUGAACAACAUCAAAACACACGAUUAUGUGUGGGACAAUGAGGAAGGCAGAGAACUCAUCACAGAGCCACUCAGCCGGCUGUGCCUGCCCUUCGCCAUCCUGUUUGCUGUCAGAGGCUGGAGCAGAAGGAGCUCAACCAACGCCAUCAAGACAUACGACAUCCAUGUGGACCGGUGGGUGAAUGUAGCACACGAGCAGGAAGGUCCCGUUGCCUACUGUGGCACUGUUUAUUUGGAGGGCGUUGUGUAUGUUGUCCGAGGCUUUGACGGCAGGAAGUACUUGAGCAGGGUCAAGAGGUUCGACCUGCUACAGAAGACGUGGCAGGAGGUGGCAGUUCUGCUACAUCAGCACAGCCAUCCUCCACGGCCACAUCUAUGCCAUGUGGGGGGCACAACGGCCACACGUGCCCAGUGGUAUGAGCCCGAGAUGAACCGGUGGACACUGACUGCCCCCAUGCACAAGCAGAGGAGCAAUGCCAGCGCAACCAUGCUGCACAAGAAGGUGUACAUAUGUGGCGGGUUCAAUGGAACUGAGUACUUGCUCACAGCCAAGGUGUACAACCCUGUGACGAAGCAGUGGAUCUUCAUCUCCCCGAUGGGCAGCCGGCGGAGCGGCGUGGGCAUGAUCAUGUGCAGCAGCGAAGUCUAUGCAGUGGGAGGGUGCAAUGGGUUCAGUCAGCUGCACAGCGUGGAGGCGUACAGCCUGCAGGAUGACACCUGGCGCCCGCUCCCCACCAUGUUCACACCUUGCAGCAAUUUCAGCAUCGCCAUGGUGGAGAAACUUCUGUUUGUGAUUGGGGGUUCCAACAGUUCCAUGAUGAUUUUUGAUGUGGAGUGCUGA